AUGGCGUCGCAGGCUGUCGUCCUAGUGCUGACGAACCUCAUCAUUCUCUAUGGUGAACAGGUGUAUGCCGACUGCGGGAAUAUAACGGAUUUUUCGACGCAACUCGACACGGUGUUAGCUGAGUAUGACCGUGACACACCGCCAUCCUCCCUCGUCACAAUCAAGCUCAGCCUCGACCCAAGACAUGCUUCGAUACAAGAGGACUCUUCCACUGCGCGUAUGCUCGCUGACUUGCAAAUGAAUUGGGAAGACAGUCGAAUCACAUGGAACUCUACCAAUUGGGACUGUGACAGCGCACUGGUGCCUGCGGAAAGACUCUGGUUGCCUGAUGUGGCGUUGUUGAACGCGGCGUCAACUGGCGAGGAGGCAGGGCUCCGAGCGCGCCUCACCAGUGACGGUCGCAUCACUUGGCUGACACGGUUUGACGUGAAAGUACCCGUUGCUAUGCAGCUGAAGGACUGGCCGUACGAUGAGCAAACCAUCUCAUUCAAGUUCGCAUCUAGAGAGCACAGUUUGGAUGAGAUGCUGUUGGAAUUGAGUGAGCAACAGCAAUCUACGGUUUCGGAGUCCGGAAUGUGGCAGCUGGUGGCUGUCACAGGUAGCUCCCGAGUGUGGACUCGUGGCACAGAAGCUCGGAGCCUGAUCAGCUGGCAAUUGACGCUGCAUCGACGGGGGGCGGCGCACGCGUGGGCCUCCACUGCCGUCCUCUGCACCACGGUGCUGCUGAUAGUGGCCGCGAUGGUAUUACCGCCCGAACAUAGAAACCCGUUGUACGCUACUGCUGCUUUCAUAGCCGCGCUCUGGUUGAUAUCAGCAUUAAUCCGACUGCCGAGCUCAGCAACGACGCCGACUCUGCUAGCCCUUCAGUGUACUCUGUGCACAUUGGCCGCAGUGCUGACCAUAUCGGCGGCACUGGUCACGCGGGUGGCACGCUUUUCUUCGUCACCACCGCAAUCAUUACGACAAUUCUUAUUUACUGUCACCAAUAUAUGCAAGCUGUCAUUAGAAGAGGAUCUGUCUACGGCAGGCGCGUGGAAGGCAACGGCGCAUCUUCUCGACAUGAUCCUGCUGACGUUAAGUGCAGUCGUCCUUAUUGUGCUGUCUUGCUAUGCAGUCUCUGUGCUCUAGUCCCCACCUGUCGUAACAUUCUUAACUAUGUAUCUAGUACAAUGUUUCUUAACCUGUGGUCUGCGUUAAUGUCCAACGGAACUUACAAACUUCGGUAAAUCAGCUGAAUGUUUGGUCGAAGACGAAGUUUUCCAUCAGUCACCGAAAACGAACGAAUUUAUAUUUCAAAUAAAGAAAAAUAUAUAAAUGUUAUUGAGUAUUUCUUUUA
Achroia grisella is the source of this 1336-nucleotide messenger RNA. RefSeq names its product neuronal acetylcholine receptor subunit beta-4-like. The transcript has 6 exons. Bases 1 to 1128 code for a protein of 375 amino acids. Gene Ontology annotation, biological process: monoatomic ion transmembrane transport. Lineage: Eukaryota; Metazoa; Arthropoda; Insecta; Lepidoptera; Pyralidae. Gene Ontology annotation, cellular component: membrane. The record is from RefSeq and is a predicted model, not a curated record. Gene Ontology annotation, molecular function: transmembrane signaling receptor activity; extracellular ligand-gated monoatomic ion channel activity.